Molecule: messenger RNA, 2315 nt
Organism: Macadamia integrifolia
Lineage: Eukaryota; Viridiplantae; Streptophyta; Magnoliopsida; Proteales; Proteaceae
Product: ACT domain-containing protein ACR8-like
Exons: 7
Coding region: 438-1766 (442 amino acids)
Source: RefSeq, a predicted model, not a curated record
CCCAAGCGAAGCGGCAAAGUGAGUGAGGUAAGGUGUGCUUUGCGUUCCAUGCGAACCAAAAUAGCAAUUCAGAGUUGAGAAAGGAAAGUGAAAGAAAAUACGAAACAGAGACUGGUGAGAGGUGUUUUGAAGAACAGAGUUUCAUCAUCGUAAGGGAAAAGGAAGAAAAAGAGUGUUGAGAAGAAGGAGGAGAAGAAAAGGAGGUUCUGGUGAGGUUGUUAAUGGUGAUUGCGUCUGCGGAGAAGAAGGUUCAGAGGUUAGACAACGAAGGGGGGAUGGUUGAGUUUUCAUGGCAUUGAGCUGUCUUUAGGGUAAGAGCGUUAUUUUAGGUGAGAUUUAUUGCUAUUAAAGCGGGUUAUUGGGAGGGGGAGAUUUGUUUUGGCGGUUUUGUUUGGUGAGCGAGGCAGAGAGAAAGGAAGAAAGAAAGGAAAGCCAGGAUGGAAUGGUCUGCAUGUUUGGAUGAAUAUGAGAAGCUUGUGAUUCGAAUGAACACUCCGAGGGUCGUCAUCGACAAUGCCGUUUGCGCUACUGCGACUCUGGUCAAGGUCGACAGUGCUAGAAAGACCGGAAUCCUGUUGGAGGCCGUUCAAGUCCUUACAGAUCUGAACCUUUGUAUUAAGAAAGCUUACAUUUCCUCCGAUGGGAGAUGGUUCAUGGAUGUCUUCCACGUGACGGAUCAAAACGGUGACAAACUCACCGACGAGAGCGUUAUCAGCUACAUCGAGCAGUCUCUUGGUACCUAUAAUUGCGUUAGAUCUGAAAGCUUCAAGGGCCUAACGGCAUUGGAAUUAACGGGAACAGACCGGCCUGGUCUCCUUUCGGAGGUGUUUGCAGUCCUUGCAGACCUUGAAUGCAAUGUUGUGGAAUCCAAAGUAUGGACUCAUAAUGGACGCAUUGCGUCUCUCAUCUAUGUCAAGGAAUGUGAUUCUGGGUCUCCUAUUGAAGACUCAGAGAAGAUCAAUAGCAUUGAAGCGCGUCUCAGGAAUGUUCUCAAGGGAGAUAAUGAUAUCCGAAGUGCCAAGACCGCUGUGUCCAUGGCUGUCACCCAUACAGAACGCCGGCUUCACCAGAUGAUGUUUGCUGACCGUGAUUAUGAGCGGAAAUCGGCAAUGGCUUCGACGGGAACACCACCAACCGUCACAGUUCAGAAUUGGAUAGAGAGGGGUUACUCCAUUGUUAAUGUGCAAUGUAAAGAUCGGCCCAAAUUGUUGUUUGAUAUAGUGUGUACCUUGACAGAUAUGGAGUAUGUGGUCUUCCAUGCCACCAUUGACACAGCAGACAAUCUAGCCUAUCAGGAGUUCUACAUUAAGCAUACAGAUGGAACCCCCAUCAGCUCAGAAGCAGAAAGGCAGAGAGUAAUACAAUGCUUGCAAGCAGCUGUUGAAAGAAGGGCAUCCGAGGGUGUAAAGCUAGAAUUGUACACGACGGACCGACAGGGGUUGUUAUCAGAUGUGACCCGAACGUUCCGAGAGAAUGGGUUGAAUGUAACUAGAGCUGAGAUCUCUACGACGAGUGAUAUGGCUUUCAAUGUGUUCUAUGUUACAGAUGCUGCAGGUAACCCAGUGGAGCCAAAGAUGAUCGAAUCAGUUCGAGAAAGAAUUGGGUAUAGCAGCCUAAAAGUGAAGGAACCACCAUUGAUCCAUCACAAGGCGGCGGGGGAUGAGAGUACGACGAAGAUGGGUACUGGCGGAGCUGUGCUAUUAUCCUUGGGGAGUAUAGUGAAAAGGAAUCUAUACAAUUUGGGAUUGAUCAGAUCCUAUUCUUAAUCUGAACACAAUAUGGAAAGGAGUAGUGGUGAUAUAAAGGAGAAAAAAGUUGGAGGUGAUGGGGGGAGGUGUUGGGGCUCUUGGGCAUGUGUAGAAUAUACUUUACUUGAGUUUUGUGUUUGUGUACAUAGGAAGGGGAAACUGAAGUGGGAAAAAGGAGGAAAAGUUGGUGAUACAGUAGUUGUUAUAGUUGGGUUUGGUUGUUGGUUGAUUGAUGAAGAAGACAGUUUGGAAGGAGACAAAGGGCCAAGGUCCACCACCCUAGCCUUCAAAAUUCAAAACUGUUGAAUUCUCUUUCCUUUGGUUAGAUGAGGUAAGAGACAGAAAAAAAAGGAAAAGGGCUUGGUUGGAGGGGUCUGACUUCUUCUACUGGGGGUUUUCUGUUAUGUUUUGUUCUGUUCUGCUCAUAUUCGCUGGAAAAAGGUAGGAGUGGAAAGGAAAAUCAGUGUAGAAAAGUUUAGGAUCAAUACACAACACAGAUUCCUUGUAUAUAACGGAUUUGAUUAUUACUCUUUUAGGUGUUAAUAUUAUAUUAGUUUAAAUCUCUCA